Messenger RNA from Neltuma alba, 903 nucleotides. RefSeq names its product early nodulin-75-like. The coding region runs from base 26 to 631 and encodes 201 amino acids. The record is from RefSeq and is a predicted model, not a curated record. NCBI's taxonomy places the organism in Eukaryota, Viridiplantae, Streptophyta, Magnoliopsida, Fabales, Fabaceae. The transcript is spliced from 2 exons.
CCGAGUUUUGUGCAGCAUCACCAAAAUGGAUCGACAUCUAAACAAGAUGCUCCUCAACUUGUUACUUGCGUUCUUCGUUGCCAUUGUGUUUGUCACUCCAAUCUCUAUCGCCGAUGUCCAGCCUGACGCUUAUAAGCCGCCACGCUCUCCAUACAAGCCAAAGCCGCCGCCACACAAGCCGCCUUCUCCAUACAAGCCUCCGAGCACGGUAGAUACUGAGGCUGAAACUCAGGUGGACGGCCUUCCUCAGGGAUAUCACAAGCCGCCGAUGCGUGGUCCACCGAAGCAUAAACCACCAAGCACGGUAGAGAAUGAGGCUGAAACUCAGGUGGACGGCCUUCCUCAGGGAUAUCACAAGCCGCCGAUGCGUGGGCCACCGAAGCAUAAACCACCAAGCACGGUAGAGAAUGAGGCUGAAACUCAGGUGGACGGCCUUCCUCAGGGAUAUCACAAGCCGCCGAUGCGUGGGCCACCGAAGCAUAAACCACCAAGCACGGUAGAGAAUGAGGCUGAAACUCAGGUGGACGGCCUUCCUCAGGGAUAUCACAAGCCGCCGAUGCGUGGGCCACCGAAGCAUGGCCCACCGAUGCGCAAGCCACCGCCGAAAUACAGGCCACCCACUGCCAAUUAGGUUAUGAUCACCACAAACUCUAUAUGCAUGAAGCACAUAUAUGUGCAGAAAUAAGAGUACUCUUGGCUCAUGUCUAAUGUCCUUUUCAUGUAAUUAUCAAGUACGUACUGUUUGCUAUAUGUGCGUGCUUGCAUGCUUUUAGCUACUUGCUUUGUGCGCAUGCGCCUGCGUAAGACUUGUUCAUGCUGUUUUGUAAUAUAUAGCUCGGUGAUGGGAAUUCACGUUUGGUUCUGCUCUUGUUAAAGUAAAAUAUGUGUUUGUGUUUGUGAGUA